Penicillium cinerascens is the source of this 534-nucleotide messenger RNA. RefSeq lists its product as uncharacterized. NCBI's taxonomy places the organism in Eukaryota, Fungi, Ascomycota, Eurotiomycetes, Eurotiales, Aspergillaceae. The transcript has a single exon. The record is from RefSeq and is a predicted model, not a curated record. Bases 1 to 534 code for a protein of 177 amino acids.
AUGUAUCCAACGCCCUCAAAUCCCUCAAAUCCCUCAAAUCCCGCAGAUCCCGCAAAUCCUAGCGUCUUCCAUCUGCAUCUCAACGCCUGCGAAAUCCACUCGUCCGCUACAUCACUUGUGAUAUCGGAUCCCUUCACCCCCCUGGCAGAAAGUGCCCGGGAGCACGUUUCAGAUGAAGACUGGAAGUACUUCCGCAUCGUUCGCCUGUAUGGUCGUGAUCGGCGGUUUAGCUUCGAAUGGGAUGGAAUGUACUUCGAGUUGAAUGCGGAAGAAUGCGAUGUUCUGCAAUGGCUACUGAUUUUGGAUCGACUCGAGAGCUCUCCGAGGUCUACCAUGGAGACUCGAAUCCUUCGACCGUCUGGCAAUCCAUCUCCUCUGUCUGAGGUGGCCCUUUCAGAGCGCAUAAAGGCUUUCUUUAAUGUUUAUUCGGGCAGUAAAGACCGAUUUUCUGUCACUUUCCUCGAUGAUAGAAAGGGAUUUGUGAGAAGCAACGCUGGUGAUAAGAUCAUUAAGUUUGAGGAUAUAUUUAAUUGA